Molecule: messenger RNA, 3530 nt
Organism: Labrus bergylta (ballan wrasse)
Lineage: Eukaryota; Metazoa; Chordata; Actinopteri; Labriformes; Labridae
Product: nuclear factor of activated T-cells, cytoplasmic 3
Biological process (GO): regulation of transcription by RNA polymerase II; calcineurin-NFAT signaling cascade; cytokine production
Cellular component (GO): transcription regulator complex
Molecular function (GO): DNA-binding transcription factor activity, RNA polymerase II-specific; RNA polymerase II cis-regulatory region sequence-specific DNA binding; transcription factor binding
Source: RefSeq, a predicted model, not a curated record
CACAGACUUUACGUGAAGACCAUGAACGCAGCAUGAGGAUCAACCUGGAGAGUUAAAACUCAACGGAACACAAACACCGAAUACAACAACUUCUCACAAUAAUGGGAGUUUUACGGUUACGCCACGGAGCACGGAGGCGUAUUUUCUGACCGUGUGCGUGUCGGUUGUCAACUUUUAGUCGGGGAAUCGGUCGACGUGUUGCUCGCGCUCUAGUUUCAACAAGAGUUCUGCUUUCAGGCGGAUGGAAGUGAGUGAGACAGGUCACUUUUAGAGACAGACGGGUCGGUGUUUUAACCUGCCGUGGAGGACGUUUAACGGGUCCCCGGUUCGAUGUCCACGUUAAACUGCGCGGAGGAGCUGGACUUCAGACUCAUCUUUGAGGAGGACGGAAGACAGACAGCAGGUCCAGAUCUCAAUGUGAGGACACCUCACACCUCCACUCAGGCUCUGACCAGACAGCCCGUCCUCCAGGAGCUGCACAGUCACCCUCCAUGUCUCCCCUCCUCAGACAACUACCAGCAUGUCGGAUACCAGCCACAGGGGGCCCAAUAUGGGGCCCAGGGAAACCCCAGAGCCUUUGACUGCCCCAGUAUACAGAUAACCUCCAUAGCUCCGAACAACCAUGUGGAGCUGGGUAGUAGCCAGGAAGGUUUGGCGGUGGGUGGAGCAGAGGGGGGUUACUCUGAGGCUUCCUGGUCCAGGGGCCAGCUCUACCUGCCCCUUGACUCCUGCUACAGAGACCAGGCGCUGUGCCCAAGCCCCUGCAGCAGCCUGUCCUCGAGGAGCUGGAUGUCCGACCUCUCCUCCUGUGAGUCCUUCUCCCAUGUUUACGACGACGUGGAAGGGGAGCUGAGGGACGCCGCCCGCCUCGCUCUGGGAUCUCCCAUCGGGUCACCCAUGGGGUCCCCGGGCUGUGGGGGCGGGGCCUUCGGGGUGGAACUGUGGCAACAGAAGUACCAGCAUCCUCUAGCGUUCAGUCCACAGCUGUCGCCUCAUCAGUCACCCCGUCAGUCACCCUGUCACUCCCCCCGUACCAGUGUCACAGAGGAGAGCUGGCUGAGCCGCCGCCCCACCUCCAGACCAACCUCCAGACCGACCUCCCCGUGUGGGAAGAGACGUCACUCCAGUGCCGACCCCCACGCCCGCUCUCCCUCCCCACAUCACUCCCCAAGCCCCACGCCAGGUGCCUCGCCACGAGGUAGCAUCACUGGUGAUGACAGCUGGGUAGGUAGCCCAGCUGGCACCCUUGGUUCCCUCCUGAUGUCUGGGUACCAAGAGCUAGAUGUCCCCUCCAAGACCAGGAAGACGUCUGGAAGCCAGCUGGGCCUCCUCAACAGUCAGGGUGACAUGGGGCUGGAGUCCUUCCUGGAUUCCCCCGGGGAGGAGGGACGUGAACAGGACAGCCUGGCUGAGCUCUUCCUUCAGGUGCCGUCCCACUUCAGCUGGAACAAACCCAAACCUGGAAACCCUCCUCUGUUCAGGACCUCUUCGCCCCCUCCUCUGGACUGGCCUCUGCCCAGCCAGUUUGACCAGUGUGAGCUGAAGCUGGAGGUCCAGCCUCGGUCCUACCACAGAGCACAUUACGAGACGGAGGGCAGCAGAGGCUCCAUUAAAGCCGCGACUACAGGACAUCCAGUUGUUAAGCUGACAGGAUAUAGCGAGCAGCCAAUCAGCCUGCUGUUGUUCAUCGGCACCGCGGACGACCGUUACCUACGGCCUCACUCCUUCUACCAGGUCCACCGAGUGACAGGGAAGAUGGUCACCACCAGCUGCCAGGAGAAGAUUAUGGGCGGCACCAAAGUCCUGGAGAUCCCCCUGCUUCCAGAAAACAACAUGUCAGCCAGCAUCGACUGCGCCGGCAUCUUGAAGCUGCGUAACGCCGACAUCGAGCUGAAGAAAGGAGAGACAGACAUUGGACGUAAGAACACAAGGGUGCGAGUUGUGUUCAGGGUCGCCAUCCCUCAGCUGGACGGACGGAUGCUGUGGCUGCAGACAACGUCUGUCCCCGUAGAGUGCUCCCAGCGCUCGGGCCAGGAGCUUCCUCAGGUGGAGAGCUUCAGUCCCACCUGCUGCUCUGUGGACGGAGGAGAGGAGCUGCUCAUCAUUGGUUCCAACAUUUCCUCAACGUCCAGGUUCAUUUUCACCGAGAAGGCACCCGAUGGAAGAUCGCUGUGGGAAAUGGAUGCCAGAGUUAUGCCAGAAAAGAGCAGAGGAUCUAGCAUCGUGGUGGAGGUCCCUCCUUACAAUAAGAAGACAAAGGACCCAGUCCAGGUCCAGUUCUACGUCUCUAAUGGGAAGAGAAGAAGAAGUCUGACACAGAACUUCACCUUCCUGCCCGCAGUCAGAGGUCACCUUCCUGCCGCUGCUGCUGCAGCAGUCAAACAGGAGAGAUGGGAAACAGACUGCAUCUCCCACAAUCCCCCUGGCUUCUGUCCCUCCUCCUGCCAGAUGCCCCCCUGUGAUCGUGUCCCAGAACUGGUUUAUUAUGAUUCUCGCGACCUCCCGGUGCAUUGUGGUCCAUCUUCACAGAAUCAUCCCGCUGCCUCCUUAAUGUUCCCUCACCCCUCCUCCUCUGCACCCUCUCAGACCUCCUCAGUCCUCCAUCAGACCUUUAUUCCUCCUCAGACCUUCAGGGCCCCCACUCAGACCUCUUCCCUGCCUCCUAAAACCUCCUCAAUCCGUCCUCAAGUGUCAACUAUACCUCCCCAGACCUUCAGCAUUCCCCCGCAGACCUCUUCCUUUUCUCCUAAAACCUCCUCAAUCCUUCCUCAAGUUUCAGCUUUACCUCCUCAGACCUUCAGCGUCCCCUCUCAGACCUCGUCUGUCCCUCCUCAAAUCCCCACAAUGCCUCCUCAGGCCUCUUCGUUGCCCCUUCAGACCUUCACCAUCCCUCCACUGAGGGAGCAAUCUUCCUCUCCGAGCUCCAGAAGAGUCUACGUGGCCCCUGCAGGUUCCCAGAAGGACACUCUGCUCCCCAUCCCAGGAGAACCUCCAGGAAUCAAGCAGGAACCAGAAGACCAGCCAAAUCUGGGCUCCUUGGGCCUCCAGGAGAUCACACUGGAUGAUGUGAACGAGAUAAUCGACAGAGACAUCGGCAGUCUGACCAGCGGUGUGCAGCCCGACCAGUUUGACCAGUACGACUGGGAGCACAAGUCCAGCGACGCGGCCUUACCGUUCUGUGGAGGUCCUCAGUGAUCCCACUGCUCCCCACAGGAAGUGACCGUGACUCUUCUUCUGCCGUUUGAUGUCUGGACUAACACAAACCAGCAGUCACGUUUGCACAAAGUGCAUCAAACGGAUCCUUAAGUGCCUGAGAACCAAUCAGCAGCCUCCGACGAGUGAAGACAGCUCGUCUCAUCAGGGUUUCAUAAGACUGUUUCCUCACCUGUCUCAGGAAUGUUUUCAAAGACUGAACCAAAGAAUUCUAAACGUCUCAUGGCUGAAGUUGGAGGAACUGAAAAACAAAUCAAAAGACUUUAAAGGUCACAUAUUCUCCUCCUCUUCAACCAGUGUAAAUAAGUCUCAGAGCU